This is a messenger RNA of Clarias gariepinus (North African catfish), 3049 nucleotides long. It is a transcript of the gene spry1, whose product is annotated as sprouty homolog 1, antagonist of FGF signaling (Drosophila). The record is from RefSeq and is a predicted model, not a curated record. NCBI's taxonomy places the organism in Eukaryota, Metazoa, Chordata, Actinopteri, Siluriformes, Clariidae. Bases 785 to 1666 code for a protein of 293 amino acids. Gene Ontology annotation, biological process: negative regulation of Ras protein signal transduction; negative regulation of MAP kinase activity; negative regulation of fibroblast growth factor receptor signaling pathway. The transcript has 2 exons. Gene Ontology annotation, cellular component: cytosol; membrane.
CGUCGUUCAACACUCGUAAGGCGUUCCACCUUAAACGCUUCGCACCACAUAUUCUGUCCCUCUCUCUCCCUUUUGCUCACUCUGUCUACAGCGCGCGCCCUGCCCCUCCCCAUCCGGCCAAUGAAUGAGGAGCGGAUGCGGCGUGUCCGCUCUGAUUGGCCAAUCGGAUCUCUCUGCUGGUUCUGUGGGGGCCCCAACGGUAAAGCUCUCAUUCAUCUCCGCGAGCCUCUGACGACAGAGAGAAAAGAGAGCGCGAGCGAAGUGAGAGGAACAGGCUCGCUUUUCCAACGGCUUUUUUUUAAUGCUGCGCUGAGAAAAAAAAUCAACAAGAAAAACAACAACUUAUUUUCAGCCCCCCCCCAAAAAAAUAACGAGUGUGGACUUAAAACUGUUUUUCAUACCGGAUAUUACUUGCAGAUGUUUUAAACCCAGCACUGUCGGUGUGUGAGGAGGAAUUUUGUGUUAAUGUUUUUAUCGCGAAUGGUUUCGUCGUUGUCGGGACACAAACGGGGCGCGCUUUUCCCUUCAGCUCGGCGUUACUGAGUGCGCAGCAGCCUCACGCCUGGAUUUUAACCUUGUUUUUUCUCUAAAAUACGGAAUAGCCUGAGAAGUUCUGCACCGCCGUGGAUGGAUAUUUAACUCCGGGGUUUGAUGAGCCUUGAACGCUGUUCUGAGAGCGGUUUUGGAAGAUCGGCUGAUGGAGUUAACGUUAUGGAGGAUCGCGUUUAGGUUCUCCGAUGUUCCCGGACUGCACCGCUCCACAAGAAGUUGUUGAUUCGGUCAGAUGGAUCGCGGGGGCCACGUGGGCACCGUUCUCUCUCUGGAUCAGAUCCGUUCCAUACGUUCCAAGAACGAGUACACUGAAGGCCCCGUGACGUCGACGGCACCUCUGCCUGCGGCGUCGACGCGGCAGCCGUCUGCGCCGUCGCCGUGGCGCCCGUCGCCGCCUCCCCGGACGCUGAAGCACGAGAGGACUCACGAAGUUAUCGUGGUCAAUGUUAACAAUAACAAUUACGGAAGCAGCAGCACCGGUGCUGGGUUCUCAAGUUCCUCGGGAAGCUCUCCUCCUUUUCGCCACGUGGUCAGGACACAGCCCAAAUCGCAGACGGCACCUUUGCGGCCUCUGUUCCCUCCCUCGGACACUCUGUUGAUGUCAAAGCAGGCAAAAUCGAAGGGCGAGUCGUUGCUGUCGUCGUCUUCAUCAUCUUCCUCCUCGUCUUCGCACCAGCUGAUCUGCGAGAGCUGUGGAAAGUGCAAGUGUGCUGAGUGCACUUCACCGCGGCCACUUCCCUCGCGGAUGGUCUGCGAUGGCCAGUGCGUGUGCUCGGCUGAGAGCGUCCUGGAGCAUGGCACGUGCAUGUGCCUUGUCAAGGGCCUUUUCUACCACUGCUCGAACGAGGGUGGAGACGAUGCAGGCGACUCGUGUGCCGAUCGGCCGUGCUCUCUGUCACGGCCGCGCUGCCCAGCGCGCUUCCUCUGCAUGGCCCUCAUGGCACCCAUCUUCCCUUGCCUGCUCUGCUACCCUCCCUGCAAAGGGUGCCUAAAAGUGUGCCAGGUGUGCCACGACCGGCUGCACCGGCCCGGGUGUCGCUGCAAGAACUCAAACGCCGUCUAUUGCUGGAGAGAUGGGCAGGGACACACGCUCACACCGGGCAAGCCAACCUGAGUGGGACAGGGCACACAAAUAAGACACUAACAAACACGGAGCCGAAAACACAGGCACUAACACACGCAGGAUUAAGGGCUUAUUAUUAUUUUUUUUGGCCCCAUUCGGCUUCCACAUUCAAGCUAAAACACGCAGAGCCGAACACGUGCUAACACCCAUACAGCAGGGAGUUCAGAAUCCAUGCUCACAUACACACACACACACACACACACAUACACACACACUGAGGUCUGAAUGUGUGCCAGGCAUGUGUCUGUAAUUAGUUAUGCAACGUCAGGAAAUUCAAUCCUGUUAUUCUGGAUGCUUUGAAACAUCAUUGGUGCCACCGUGGGUCGAGGACCACCAUGUCCUCAUUUUUGCCAGCAUGCCAGUCCCAUAAUUCUCUAGUGUGCAUUGCAUCAAUAUCAGACACUAGUGCUAAAAUGUUGUCAUAUUGCAAUAUUAAAGGUGUCAAACGGCACAUGCCUAAGAAGCGCCAACCUACAGUGCACCAAGGACAGACUUCGAGUCCCAGGACACUCAACACCAAUCCGGAAGGAAGAGGGUGGACAAUGCUAUCCUGACUAUGCUCUAAAUAAGCCCCGCCUUUUCUUACCGAUCUGCUGCUAAGAGGAUUGGAGGACGAAAACCGCAAAACCACUCGUUUAUCUGUCAAAUGGCAGGUUGUAAUUUUUUUUUUGGUUUUUUUUUUUUUUUUUUUAACAAAACCAGUGUUGGCCUUAAACUGACUGCGGGUCUGCUCAGCUACUCGACAAAGAGACAAAAUGAAACAUGGAACAGACAGAAGAAUACAAUAUUAUACAUAAAGCGAGAGACAAACCGUACUGAAUCUGUGAAGGACUGUCCGGCCAGGCCAUAAUACUGUAGCUGUUCCCAGAUCGCCGUAGCAACCUGGUAUUGUUCCCACACAGAGGGCUUCCCGUGCCUUCCUGCGGGUCGUUUCCAUGGAAACGACCCCUCCGUCUGGUAGUGCUUCCGGACGGGCAGACGUUCGAAUAUAUAUACACAUACACACACUUACACACUCCGUGGCAUUCUGACAUUAUGUUGUUUGUUAUUUUUAUUUUUUUGUUUUCUCUCCCCUUUUCUCGUAUUUUUGUAAAAAAAAAAAAUGUAUGUUCAUCAGAUCCAUCAGAGGAAUCCUGGCUAUUUUUAAAAAAAAAGAUACAAAAAAGAAAAUGUCUGUUUAAAAACAUUUGUUUUUGUCAUUGUAAAAAAAUAUUUAUUAAGUGAAGCUCUAUUAUUUUAUGAUAUUUAUUGCAAAACAAAGACAGUCUUAGAUUUACUCGUGUCUGAAUAUAACAAAUAUCAAUACUGAGAAAUUAAAGGGUGACUCAAACGUUAUGUUAACUUUACUGCAGAAAUAUAUGAAUUAACUAAUAA